AUGCCCCCUGAGGACUUCAAGAUGAUCAAUACAUCAACCAUUGGCGUUGACUAUCGUACCAAACUGUUACAGAUCGAUGGCAAACUAGUCAAAGCACAAUGUCUCGACACAGCAGGACAGGAGCGAUUCAGAUCCAUUAUCUCUAGGUAUUACCGUGGCGCUGCAGGCGCAAUGAUUGUAUAUGAUAUAACAAAUAGGUCAACAUUUGACCAGGUCGUUCAUUGGCUGGAACAGUUCCAGCAACUUGGUGAUGAGGGUGCACCUGUGAUGAUGGUCGGAAACAAGUCGGAUCUGGAAGUUGAACGCAAGGUACCGAAACAAGAAGCACAAGACUUUGCCCAGGCCAACAAGAUGCUCUAUGCCGAAACAUCCACUGUUAGCCAGAGUAAAGGUAGUGUUGAUCAAGCCUUUGAGGAUUUGUUCACUGCAAUAUACAGACACAAGAAGGACAACCCAUCACCGUUCCUCACAAAUAUCUCAUCAAACCCUGAUCAACAGAGUAACUGUAGUUGUUGA
Molecule: messenger RNA, 516 nt
Organism: Acytostelium subglobosum LB1
Lineage: Eukaryota; Evosea; Eumycetozoa; Acytosteliales; Acytosteliaceae
Exons: 3
Coding region: 1-516 (171 amino acids)
Molecular function (GO): GTPase activity; GTP binding
Source: RefSeq, a predicted model, not a curated record